Molecule: messenger RNA, 354 nt
Organism: Musca domestica (house fly)
Lineage: Eukaryota; Metazoa; Arthropoda; Insecta; Diptera; Muscidae
Gene: COX7CL
Product: cytochrome c oxidase subunit 7C, mitochondrial
Exons: 2
Coding region: 58-285 (75 amino acids)
Biological process (GO): mitochondrial electron transport, cytochrome c to oxygen
Source: RefSeq, a predicted model, not a curated record
CAAUUUCAUUUAUUUUACACAAACAGUAUCGAUAUUUGAAAAUAGAAAAACUGAAAAAUGUUAAAUAUUACAAAGAAUUUUUUGCGCAUCUAUCCUAAACCAAUUUUGGGUCAGAAUUACGUUAUUCGCCACUAUAAAGGUGGUGUGCCGGGAUGUAAUUUGCCAUUUAAGUUGGACAAACCAUAUCGAUUUACGGUGUUUUAUUUGGUGGCCGGUGUCAUUGGUUUUGGUGCCCCAUGGUUGGUGGUCAUGCAUCAAAUGCUGAGACCUUAUGAUUAUGAAUAAAUGAAUUAUCUAAAUGAUACUUUAAUACACGGUUUAAUAUAAAAAACGAACGACUGAUUUAAAAUCAAA